AUGAUCAUCAAGAAGAGGAUCAAUGGAGAAGAAGAAGAACGAUUUGCUCUCCGGUCAAUGGACGACGAGUUCGAGAGUGUUACCGGAGCCAAGAAAAGAACAUAUGCAGAACUAGUGAAGGCAACCAAUAACUUCGCAGAAGGACAGAAGCUUGGAGAGGGAAGAUUUGGUUCGGUUUAUCGAGGAUCUUUGAAAGAUGUCGACUCUGAGGUCGCGGUUAAGAGGAUAUCGACGAUGUCUCGGCAAGGCGUGAAGGAGUACGCUUCGGAAGUAACGAUCACAAGCCGGUUGAGGCAUAAGAACUUGGUGGAACUAAUCUGUUGGUGCCAUGAAAAGAAGGAACUACUCCUUGUUUAUGAGUUCAUGAGUAACGGAAGCCUCGAUUCACAUCUUUUCAAUCGAGAAAGGUCGUUAAUGUGGCCCGAAAGGUACAAAAUUGCCCAAGGAUUGGCCUAUUCGUUGCAUUACUUGCAUUUCGAAUGCGAACCCUGUGUGUUACAUAGGGACAUAAAGGCAAGCAACGUUAUGUUAGAUUCAGAUUUGAAUGCCAAACUUGGAGAUUUCAGUUUGGCUCGGAUUGUGUCCCCUGAGAAAGCACUGCAGAGCACGAAAAUCGGCGGGACAUUCGGGUAUAUGGCUCCAGAGUAUGCUCUAACAGGUCGAGCUAGCCAAGAAGCAGAUGUUUAUAGCUUCGGUGUCGUCGUUUUGGAGAUCGUUUGCGGACGAAAGCCGAUAACGCCGAACGCGGACGAGAAUCAAAUAUACAAAGUGGAGUGGCUUUGGGGACUCUAUGCAAGAGGAAAACUUAUCGAAGCAGCCGAUCCACGACUAGAGGGAAACUUCGACAAGCAACAGAUAGAACGGUUGACGAUUAUCGGGCUAUGUUGCGCUCACCCGCAUUGCAGUUCCCGGCCUUCCAUGAAACAAGUGAUCAGCAUGCUUAAUUUUGAGGUUUCGCUGCCCAUUCUCGAGUUAGAAAUGUCGGUUUCAGAUUAUUUUUAG
Molecule: messenger RNA, 1002 nt
Organism: Hibiscus syriacus
Lineage: Eukaryota; Viridiplantae; Streptophyta; Magnoliopsida; Malvales; Malvaceae
Product: L-type lectin-domain containing receptor kinase IX.1-like
Exons: 1
Coding region: 1-1002 (333 amino acids)
Biological process (GO): protein phosphorylation
Molecular function (GO): protein kinase activity; ATP binding
Source: RefSeq, a predicted model, not a curated record